AUGGAGUUGUCGAAAAACUCGCUCGAGCAGUGCUCUUCCCAAGGGAAAAGAGAAAUCUCUGAGGAAGAUGUCAUCGAAAACGCGAGUUAUAUUCCCUAUCACGAUCUAUUCUCGAGUUCGGUCAGUCAUAUUCCAGAGAAAAUAUUUGACGGAAAGACAGAGGUGAUUUUAUUAGAGCGAGAAGAUGGGACGAGGGAAACAGCGAAUCGCCAGGUGAUCGAGCUGAGCGAUAGCGACUCCAAGAUGAUUUUGCGACGACAGCUCAGAGAGAUGGCGAAACGUGGAGGUUCAAAUUCGCGGAGCGACGCGACGUACUAUGAAAAUAUGGAAAUUUUGCGAAAACUACCGCCGGAUACCGUCGUGAUAAGACAAGAAGCGAGAGCAAGUAGAGAGGAUAGCGAUUAUAGGGAGUUGAUGGAAACGAAUAGUAGUGGAAGCAGCUCGACUUCCGAUUGCACAACUGCUAAAGCAAAACGAUUUACCCGAGCCAGGAACAAAACUCGUGAAACGGUAGAGGUGAGACGAAAUCCCAUGCGGGUAUCCAAGAAAAACAUUGAUAAGGAUUUCACUCGAUCUAAACGACUAUUGGUCAAUAAUAAGAAAGAAAUUUGCACGAAUUACAAAUCUAAUAAAUCAGUCACGAUGCCUUACAUGAAAACUAGAUCGGUCACCCGGAAAAUGUAUAACGUGGGUGCAACUUAUCAGGCACCUACCAAAAAAGAUGAGACUGAAUGGAAGGAAUGGCCUGCGCAUGGAAUGCACGAAAGACCGGUUUACCAUCCUCAAGCUGGUCUAGCAGUGGAAUACCUAGGGAGAUAUUUCACCAGCCUCGAUGGAUUAUCCUAUUGUGAGAUUAUUGACAAGCCGGAAAUCGAGGUGGUCGCCGUCGAUCCGUAUCACGAUCGACGAGUUCCUUCUGUCGAGAAGAAACCAAAAGCAAAGACAAAAGGGAAAAGCAAAUGUUCGUCGAACCCCAAAGAUGCACGUAACACUUACUUCGUCGCAGAGGACAAGUCCUUCGAGACAUGCAUGCACGGAAGUCUUCAUUGCGUACUCGGUUAUUGCUCGCAACUUAUGACACCAGCGUAUAAGCAAGUUAUGGAAGAGAGGACGAAGUUAACAAUUUCUGCACCAAAGACGAGCUCUUUGGAAACGGCAAAUGUCAUGAAUAACGCUACGAGUUCUUCGCAAAACGCCGAAAAAGCAAGGUUAAUUGAAGCCAUUGAUGUAGCGCAAAACGUUCAGAAGAAAAGUGUCGCGAACAACCCAAGCGGUCGAAGGAUCACUGCGACUUAUCCAUCAGCUUCAGCCACAUAUGUACCAGAGGCACAGAAGUCGAUUGUGGAGAGCGAUGGCUCAAAAGUUAUUCCGCAGAGCGGAGAUAUGAUUAAGAUGAACUGCCUAAAACGGAUUUUGCGAGAUGCUUCAAGCAACUCUUUGAUCCUACUAAGGAAUUCGGUCGCGAAAACAAGCAAUGAAAACUGCACAGCAAUCCCAAAAGAUGUCUCCAAUUUAGUCAACUUGAAAGACACGUCAUCUACAGACGACAAACCACCAACAAACAUGUCGUCGAUCUAUAAAAACCUGGUUUUAGCGGACGAGUCAGAUUUGGGUCGCGAGAAAUCAUCAGUGAAAACUAAUUUGUACACCGUAAAGAGAUAUCCCACAAGUGGACGAGAGAAUACAGCGAAGAAGAUUUUUCUGGAGGACCAAUUGGAGAGCGAGAAGACUGUCCAUGCUAAAGAGAAUUAUAAAAAUAGAAAUACUGAUAAAACAAAGAUGAACAAAGAGUCAAAUGAUGAAAUUCUGAUGGUGAAUUCCGGCAAGAACAGUGCGCAAUGCGCCAGUGAGACCUCGGAAAUCGCUAGAAUCCUGUCGGAAUACAACAACAGCUCGUUGAGACAAUCUGCGAUGCAUCAUCGAGGUGUUUCGAAAAGUAUGAAAGGAUACAUGACUGAUUCAAGCGGCAAGGCUUCGCCGAAGGACUUCUGGCAGAAGAAUGUGACAGCAGAAGGAAGUCAAAACUUCAACAAACUAAUUCCGAAUGCAUACGCGGAUACCUUCUCUCUUUUACACGAAAAUAUAUGUUCUAUGAAGAGAUAUAAUAUGGCGCUGAAAGAACAGCUCAAAGAGAUUGCUAGCAAUACUCAAAGUGCUCGGAACAGCUGUUCAAUAUCAUUAGAGAAUAGUCCUUUCAUAGAUCAAUCGAUGAACCUAAAUACAUUAAGACAGAGAGAAGCGAGAGAGAAGCCUGCUAAAUCUUAUAAGGAGCGCGAAAUUAUUGUGACUGAAGCAAAACCGCAGGAAGGAAAAUCGGAGCAUUCAGAAGACGCGAUUGAAGUCUCGACGACAGAACCGUUGCAGGAAUUGCUAGAGAACACUGCGAUCUUAUAUUGUGCUGCCAGUGGAGUUCACCAAGACGACCUAUCGACCUAUAUUGACACUCUUGACAGCAAGCAGAGCAUUCAAUGGCUAGAGAGUCGGAAUAACUCAACCAUGUGAAGAAAAUUGAACAUAAA
Molecule: messenger RNA, 2519 nt
Organism: Camponotus floridanus (Florida carpenter ant)
Lineage: Eukaryota; Metazoa; Arthropoda; Insecta; Hymenoptera; Formicidae
Exons: 3
Coding region: 1-2502 (833 amino acids)
Source: RefSeq, a predicted model, not a curated record